Medicago truncatula (barrel medic) is the source of this 1748-nucleotide messenger RNA. Its product is annotated as serine hydroxymethyltransferase 3, chloroplastic. The record is from RefSeq and is a predicted model, not a curated record. Gene Ontology annotation, cellular component: mitochondrion; cytoplasm. Gene Ontology annotation, biological process: tetrahydrofolate metabolic process. Gene Ontology annotation, molecular function: glycine hydroxymethyltransferase activity; pyridoxal phosphate binding. NCBI's taxonomy places the organism in Eukaryota, Viridiplantae, Streptophyta, Magnoliopsida, Fabales, Fabaceae.
AUGACUUUACUACGACUAAAUGUUGGUACUACGAUCAAGGUUCCGAUUUCAUCUCUCUCUAACUGUUCCGCAAAGCCUUUCGCUACUUUGGCUUUAGGCACUACCGCACAGAUUUUUUCAGAAAGAUCUUUUGCAAAUGCUGGUUUUCCUAUCCGUUCUUUUGUUAACAGAAAGAUCUUUUGCAGCUUGAAUGAAGAUAAUCUUUCAGUGGGUGAAGGAAGGAGUUUCCCAAAUUAUGGCUUUACUGAAGCUGAUGAGAGUGAAAUUCCUUUUGAUGAAAGGGUACUUGCCGCAUUCCAUCUAGAUUGUAAUAAGUGGGGUGUAAGUGUUAAACCAUUAGCUGGUAGCGUGAUUAAUUUUGCAGUGUACAUUUCAAUUCUUAAGCUAGGUGAUCGAAUAAUGUAUUUGAAUUUGACUCACAAGGGACAUUUAUCUCAUAAUUUCGCCUCGCAAUAUUUUGAAAUUAUGCCGUACCGACUUGAUGAAUCAACAGAUCUUAUUGGGCUGGAGAAAACUGCUGCUGAAUUCCGACCAAAGCUCAUUGUUGCUAGUGUGUAUCCUCCAGACGUCAAUUAUUCUCGCAUUAGAAAAAUAGCAGAUGAAGUAGGUGCUUUUUUUAUGAUGGAUAUGACUCAUAUUCUUGGGUUUGUUGCCGAGUCUGUGCUUGCCGAUCCAUUUGAGUUUUGUGAUAUUGUUGCCACCGCAACCCUCAAGGUUUGCUUUGAUAUUGGGUUCAGCUUACAUUUUUUACUCAAAAUGAAAGAAGAAUUUGCAUUUAAAAAUUACCAAAAGCAGGUAUGUGUCAUUGUCGCUUUUCAACAUUGGUUAAAGUUGGGUGUAAACCACUUCCGACCAAUAACAUUCAUUCAUACCAUCGUGCAGGUGGUUGCUAACUGUAUAGCUCUUGCUAACCGAUUAGUUGAACAUGGAUAUAAACUGGUUUCUGGUGGUAAUGAUAAUCACAUGGUUCUUGUUGAUCUUGGGCAAUUUGGUAUUGAUGGUGCUCUCGUGAAGAAAAUUCUCAACAUGGCUUUUAUAAACGGCAACAAGAAUUUAGUGUCUGGUGACAAGAAUGCCCUAGUUUCCAACGGCAUUUCCAUUGGGACAAAAGCAAUGACAACAAGAGGAUUUAAUGAGAAAGAAUUUGAACUAUUUGCGGACUUAAUUCAUGAGGGUGUGCUGUUAAGUUUCGAAGCAAAAAGUUUGGUCUUGGGAUCUAUGGAUCAAGAUUUUAUGAAUGUUUUCAUAUCGCCUGAAUUUUCUUUGGGAGACAAGGUUUCAGAUUUGCGUAGAAAAGUUCAAGCUCUUGCUCCUUCGUCUGGAAGCAAAAUGUUUGGUUAUGGUUUAAGAUUUUAUGAAUUUUGUGACAUCGCCUGAAUUUUCUUUGGGAGACAAGGUUUCAGAUUUGUGUAGGAAAGUUCAAGCUCUUGCUGGAGUCUAAUCCUCUUUUUCUUGAAAAUUUUCAUGACGCUGAUUACAUGUUUUAUUUGUGUUGCUGUUUGUUUAAACAUAAAUGUUAUUGUUACAACCUAUUGUGUUGCUGUUUGUUUUAUUGGAGUCUAAUCUCUCUCUCUCUCUCCAAAUUCUCUUGGAUACCUUGGAGUUGCACUUUGGCAAUUUCUGACCUGUCUUCUUCAUGGUCAAGUUGAUAAUGUUCAUUUUAUUUUUUGAAAUGACUAUUUGACUGCGAGUAGAUUGAGUCAGGAAUUCCCUAGUGCAUUCUAUUAAAAUAAUUUCUGAAGAUUUUA